AUGGAGUUUUACUUGGAGAUUGACCCUGUCACCUUGAACCUGAUCAUCCUAGUAGCCAGCUACGUUAUCUUACUCCUGGUGUUCCUCAUCUCCUGCGUGCUGUAUGACUGCCAAGGCAAGGACCCCAGUAAGGAGUACGCUCCCGAGACCACCCUUGAUGCCCAGCCCUCCAUCCGCUUGGUGGUGAUGCAGCAGAGUACUUCAGAGGACCCCUGGGCAAGGAGGCCCAGCCUUCAUUUUGGGGAUCCUGCUCUACUAGGGAAGAAAAGCACAAUGGUGUGA
This is a messenger RNA of Lutra lutra (Eurasian river otter), 282 nucleotides long. RefSeq names its product small integral membrane protein 36 (gene SMIM36). Lineage: Eukaryota; Metazoa; Chordata; Mammalia; Carnivora; Mustelidae. The coding region runs from base 1 to 282 and encodes 93 amino acids. The transcript has a single exon. The record is from RefSeq and is a predicted model, not a curated record.